Pipistrellus nathusii (Nathusius's pipistrelle) is the source of this 1503-nucleotide messenger RNA. The record is from the annotation of a GenBank genome assembly. NCBI's taxonomy places the organism in Eukaryota, Metazoa, Chordata, Mammalia, Chiroptera, Vespertilionidae.
AUGCCCGUCCCGCCCCCGCCGGCGCCCCCGCCGCCGCCCACGUUUGCUGUGGCCAAUACAGAAAAGCCUGCCUUGAACAAGUCAGAGCAGGCUGGGAGAAAUGCUCUUCUCUCCGACAUCAACAAAGGGAAGAAGCUAAAGAAGACCGUCACCAAUGACAGAAGUGCCCCGAUACUGGACAAGCCUAAAGGAGCCGGAGCCGGUGGCGGCGGUGGCGGCGGCGGCGGAUUCGGCGGCGGAGGUGGCGGCGGUGGCGGCGGCGGCGGGAGCUUUGGAGGCGGUGGACCACCCGGUCUGGGAGGACUGUUCCAGGCUGGAAUGCCCAAGCUGAGAUCCACGGCCAACAGGGACAACGAUCCCGGAGGAAGCCGCCCCCCGGUUCUGCCACCGGGAGCCAGAGCCACGUCCGCCAAGCCCUUCUGCCCGCCGGGCGGCGCGGGGCGGUUCCCGGGGCCUUCGCCCGGCCACCGGAGCGGCCCCCCGGAGCCGCAGCCGCCGCGGAGCCGCCUGCCGCCGCCGCGGCCCGACGUGGGCGCCAAGCCCGAGAGCGCGGCGCCGCCGCCGGUGCCCAGCACGCCGCGGCCCGUGCCCGCCGCCCUGCACGCCCGCGGCGGCGCCCGGCAGCCCGCGCCCGCGCCCGCGCCGCCGCCCUUCCCCGGAGGCCGCGCCGCCGCGUUCGGGGGCGGCGGCUCCGUGCGGCAGGCCCCCUCGGCCUUCUCCCACCGGCCCCCGCUGCCCCCCACCCCGAGCCGGGCGCUGGAUGACAAGCCGCCGCCGCCGCCGCCGCCCAUGGGCAGCCGGCCCUCCGCGCACCGGGACGCGGGCCCCCCGCCGCCCCCGCAGAACAGCAAGCCCCCGGUGCCCGCCACGCCGCGGCCGCCCUCCCUGUCGCAGGCGCCCCCGCCGCCGCCGCCCAGCAGGCCCGGCCCGGCCCACCCGCCUCCGGGCUCCGGCGACGAAAUCCCACGCCUCCCGCAGCGGAACCUGUCCCUCAGCUCGUCCGCGCCUCCCCUGCCUUCGCCUGGCCGUUCGGGGCCUCUGCCUCCCCCGCCCAGCGAGAGGCCCCCGCCCCCGGUGAGGGACCCGCCGGGCAGAUCAGGCCCUCUCCCACCUCCUCCUCCAAUAAACAGAAAUGGCAGCACGUCUCGGGCCCUGCCUGCCACCCCACAGUUGCCGUCCAGAGGAGGAGUAGACAAUCCCAGGAGUGGGCCCCGGCCCCCGCCUCCUCCGGACAGGCCUGGUGCUGGGGUGCCUCCCCCACCUCCACCGUCAACAUCAAUUAGGAAUGGCUUCCAAGACUCUUCAUGUGAAGAUGAGUGGGAAAGCAGAUUCAACUUCCAUCCCAUUUCUGACUUGCCUCCUCCAGAGCCAUAUGUGCCAACAACCAAAAGUUAUCCCAGUAAAUUGGCAAGAAGUGAAAGCCGGAGUGGAUCCAACCGAAGAGAAAGGGGUGCCCCACCCCUUCCUCCCAUCCCAAGACCACCUACACAAGUUGCCGAGUAA